Messenger RNA from Candida dubliniensis CD36, 2829 nucleotides. It is a transcript of the gene SPO22, whose product is annotated as Spo22p. The transcript has 4 exons. The record is from RefSeq and is a predicted model, not a curated record. NCBI's taxonomy places the organism in Eukaryota, Fungi, Ascomycota, Pichiomycetes, Serinales, Debaryomycetaceae. Gene Ontology annotation, molecular function: protein binding. Gene Ontology annotation, biological process: meiotic cell cycle; regulation of synaptonemal complex assembly. The coding region runs from base 1 to 2829 and encodes 942 amino acids.
AUGUCUCAACUUGUUUCAAACUAUGAAAAUUCAAUAAGCAGUUUUAUUAAGAGUGCCAAAGAAAUCCACGAAAUUCUCGUGUUACCAUCUGCACUUGAAAAUGAUCAAGCACUUAAAUUGAAUACAAUUCUUGACGUUGUUUUACCACUAGUUGCCACAAUUUAUCGAAACAUGGAGAGUUCAUUGGAAGUUAUCGAAAUACCACACAGCUUGCAGGAGUCCUUAGAGUUUAGUGCCACAGAAUUAUGGAAUUUCACUAGUUCAUUUGCAUCUCAUUUAGAUGCUAUUUACAAGGUGAAAUUAUAUUCCAUUUUAUUGCUAAUUGUGUAUGAGACUUUGAAUCCGAAUGUAGAUAGAUGUCUUAUUAAUGUUUCCUGUCUACUAAAUUUGUAUUCCAGUUCCAUUACCAAUGGUAUCAAGGAUGUUUCCGAUAAAUGCAACAUAUACUUGGAGCCAACGAUAGGAAGAAUAAUGAAAAUUGACAAGGACAUGCCAUUGAAUGAUCAAAAACAACAGCUACUAAAUGAGUGUUGCCACAAGCUGGCGAUUCUCAAUUUGAACUAUGCAGCUAUAAAUAACAAUUUUGUUCUUGCCAGAAACUACGAAAGCAAAUUGAACUCCUACAAGAAUUUGCCAGACCGCUUCUUUCUUGCAGAAUGCAGCAGAGUACUUUACAAUCACUGUUUGCAGUUGUAUGAAAACAGUGAUUUUGAAAAUGCAAAAUUUUUGAUAUUGGUCGCCAUUAAGCAUUUAGAAAGCAACACAAUGGAUUCACAGUUCUUCCAAGAAAAAUAUUUUAAUUGUUACGUUUUACUAAUAAAAACUUAUAAAUCGAUUGGUACUCCAGACACCCAAAGCAGCAUCAAAGAAGCAUUCAGCUAUAUGCAACAUCAGUUUCCAAAUAAAUUUGAAAUGUAUUGUUUAUAUUUUGAAAUAUGCGAUGAUGCGAAAGAGGUUGAAACAGAGGAGGUAUUAAUGCGUUUGGUUACUUCUGUUGAUACCGCUGCAGUUUUUGAAAAAACAGUCGAUUUGCUAAAGCUAAAUGUAAACAAAUGCUUUCGAGGGGUCAACAAAUGCAUAGAUUACUUACUUGCACAUCUUAAUGCUAACCCAUCUUUCAGUGAGACUUUAAUAAUUACGAAAUUUGUUGUCAAUGUAUUGUUGAACACCAACAAAGAUUCAGAAGAAACCCUCAAAGAGUUGCAGGUGUUUUUGCGAUUUGCAGAAAAAUCACUACAAAAGCAAUUGUCAGGAACUACCAAGUCGAGCAUUGUUGCAAUUAUAUGGUCACAAGGAAUAAAGCUCUAUAAACAGGCCGAGUACACCCAAAGUCUAGAAUGGUUUAAGAUAGCCCUAUCACGGCUCUUCUAUACCGAUUACAAGGAGAACCAAGACAGAGGAAAAAUUUUGAGGGCCAUUCAAAACAAUUACUUUCUGCUUGGAGAAUACAAUCAAGUUAUUUCUACAGUAUCGCAAAUGGACCCAGGAGAUAAGAAUUCACCGCUUACACAGUUUAAUUUGUUUAGAACCAACUUAAUGUUAGGAGAAGAAAAAAUGGCAUUAGAGUGUAUUGAAAAAAUACUUGGCAAUGAUGAUUCACUUACUGUCUUAACUAUUGCUGUGUGUAUUCUUGAAAGUAAAGGAAAACUACCCCUAGAGGCUAUCAGAUCAAUUUUCUUAAAGCUAGUUGAACAUAUCUGUGAAAUGGAAAUGACAAAAGACAGUAUAUCCACACUUGAAUCUCACAAUAUUGUUUUACCAACUUGUUGUCGAUGUGCUGUUGUAAUGUAUCUGACUGAACUUGAAAACGGUGGGAGUUUGAGUGAAAGUACUUUACAUUCUUUGAAAGAAUUGCUUGAAAAUAGUUGGACAAUUGCUAACAAAAUAGCGCCUACACGAAUCAGAAUAUUUUCAAUUGAUGACUUGGAGUGGCUUGCUAGCAAGUCAUAUAAUAUAGCUAUUUCUUGUCAAAAUGGAGAGUUUAAUUCUUUUGCGGGCCUGUUCCACAAAGUUUGUAUUGGAUUUAUUGAUUUGAUUUCACCUGAUAUUGAAGCAGAAAGAGGAGAGCAGUUAUUACUAUGGAAAGUAAGAGCAACAAUUUUCGGUAUUCUAAACACAUGUUUGGACUACUCUUUGGGAUCGAGCGAGUGGGAUAUAAUCCGAGAAAAAUGCCUUGAGUUGAAAGAUAUUGUUUAUAAGCAAGAUAUGACCAAUUCUGAUUGGAAAGAAUGUUUGCAACAAAUAAUUAUCAUUCAUUUCCAAGCGGAGUUGUCACUGGGGUUUAACCAAAGUUUGCACGAUAUUGUUAAUGAAUGCAAGAGCUUUAGACCAACUGUUUGCAAUGACAUAUAUGAUAUUUUUAUCAAGUUAGUUACGGAUUCUGUAAGACCAAUUUCUAACCAAAAAAGAAAACAAUUGAUUAGUCUGAUAAUUAGUCAAGCAAUAAAAGAUAUAGAGCCAUUUCAAAUUAAAAACAUAAUUACUUGGAUGAGAUUGCUCAUGGAAGUAUCUGGACACGACUUUAGUUCAGAGGAAGAAGUUCUAACGUUACAACUGUAUCAAUUAAUAAAGGCCAAUAGAAACGACAUAACCAUUCCAACUUUUGAGAUUGAAUGGCUUGCAACAAAAUCAUGGAAUCAUGGAAUCUACUUGUUAAUAGAUCAUGAGGAUCAGAAAACUGGUAUCAAGUGGUGUAGCUUUGGUGUGUUGUUUUCAAAAUUUGUACAUGAAAGGCUUUUGCAACAAUUUUAUCGAUUAUGGAAUGAUUUGGUACAGGAUUUGCAAAUUUCUAGUAAAUUGCUUGAAUCAGAAAUAAGUAAAUAUGAAUAG